Messenger RNA from Physella acuta, 7590 nucleotides. RefSeq names its product unconventional myosin-XVIIIa. Gene Ontology annotation, biological process: actomyosin structure organization. Gene Ontology annotation, cellular component: myosin II complex; myosin filament; cytoplasm. NCBI's taxonomy places the organism in Eukaryota, Metazoa, Mollusca, Gastropoda, Physidae. Gene Ontology annotation, molecular function: cytoskeletal motor activity; ATP binding; actin filament binding. The record is from RefSeq and is a predicted model, not a curated record.
UCAUCAUCUGGUCCACGCUCAUGGCUUUUUUACACACUCAAAAAUAAAAUAUCUAGCCGGUGGAUGUUCCCCACAGAGUUAUCCUUUCUUUACUUCCGCCAUUAUUUCUGUGAGAAAGUGAAAGUUCGCGUACCAGUUGUAAGCAAUACGGAAAUGGCUGUUUUUUGAGAAGGAAGGUCAAUGCAUACUGAAGCCAGCUGGUACAGAAACUAAUUAGUCCAAGGUCAAGGAGGAUUCGAAAAUGUUUAGCUUUAUGAAAAAAGACAAGGAGAAGGACAAGAAAAAAGAGGAGAAAGUAGACAAGAAAAAGAAAGAUGAUAAGGGGGAUAAGAAAGAAAAAGAAAAGAAAGAAAGGCAGAACAUCACAGUGGAGGAAAUGACUCGGCUAGAAGACUUGAAGAAAGGCGUGUUCAGGCGAUUCAGUGACCGGGAGAAGAAGAAAUCCAAAUCUGCUGAGCAUCCGGAACUGCCCAGUCCCUCUGAGAGCGAGGGCAGCAGCGGGUCAUCCACCAGAACCAGUCCAGUCAAAGAGGCCAGACCGUUGACCAAACCCCAACCGCUGCCUAGGCAGCAACUCCCCAGCGUGUCCAAGAAUCCGCCACCCGCUGUUUUACCCAAGCCGAAGGUGAAGAGCAUCCUGAAAGGGAAAGGGGAGGGGUCUGUCGGCUUGACACCAUCAGACCUAGAUGACACCAAACUUCUGCAGGAGAACACCAAAAGAAACGAAGACCUGUUUGUUGAAACCAGCAUUACCAAAGUUUCCGCAGCGCCGACGGCAGCACAAAUUAAACCAGACAUUCCGAUAACCCCGCCCGAGGAGGAGGUAGAGGUGGUGAAACCGGAGCCGUACGCCUCAAAGCUGAAACUACCUGCCAUCAUUCCGGUCAAGGCGCCCCGUAUUCGGGAGAUCACUGUCAAGAGGAACCAGGCGGGAGGGUUCGGGUUUAGCCUGCGUAAAGGUGUGAUUCCAGGGCAAGGGGGAGGGGAACCAAAGGUCGUGACCUUCGCUGAACCAGGAAGUGGUCAAGGCAAUAACAUAACGGGGCUCCUGCCAGGUGACCGUCUGGUGGAGGUCAACGGCCAGAACAUUGAAAACCUGUCCAGGGAGGACAUUGUUGAGGUCAUCAAAAAGUCACCUGACACGCUGACCUUGAAAGUGCAGCCCAUUGCGGAGCUGAUAGAGUUGAGUGUGCGGCCCAAUCGUGACGGGACCACCACGGACAUCCAGGAAGAUGCGGCCAAAAGUGGGACACUGAAACGUACAGGCAGCCUGCGCUACAAGAAGGGGGCCAGGUCAGAAGACGAUGUCAAGUCUGAGAAAGAAUGGCUGGACACCGAGAAGGUUUGGCUCAUGCACCGCGGAGGGUUCUCAGAGGUGUAUCUGCUUAAAUCUGAUGGCACACUAGGGGAGGGCAAAGUGCGGGUCAGGCUUGAGACAGGGGACAUCAUCGAGGUGGACGAGGAUGACAUUGAGAAGGCCAACCCACCCCAGUUUGACAGAGCUGAGGACUUGUCCUCCCUGCGCUACCUCAACGAGUCCAGCGCCUUGCACACUCUACGCCAGCGGUACGCAGCAAACCUCAUCCACACGUACGCUGGGCCACAUCUUGUCAUUAUAAAUCCCGUACAGCAGCUGCCCAUAUAUGCUGACAAGAUCAUUCAGAUGCUGAAGGGCUGCAAGCAGGAGGACAUGCCCCCCCAUGUGUUCUCCAUGGGCCAGAUGCUGUACAGGGACCUGGUCAACAACAGGAAGGACCAGUCUCUGGUGCUGCUGGGCAGGAGUGGGAGCGGCAAGACAACCAACGCCCAGCACAUCAUGCACUACCUCAUCACUGCUGCUGGCAAUGUUAACAGUGUCUUCUCAGUGGAGAAACUUGGCUGUGUGUACACACUCCUCCAUGCUUUUGGCAACAGUCGGACUGCUCUCAAUGUCAAUGCCAGCAGGUUCACACAGAUCUUCACUCUAGACUUUGAUAACUCAGGACAGAUUGGGUCAGCAUCAGUGCAGAUGCUGAUGUUUGAGAAGACGAGAAUGGUAAAGAGACCAGAGGGAGAACCCACCUUCAGCAUCUUCUACCAGCUGUUGGCUGGGGCAGACACUAACCUGAGGACUGAGCUCCAACUCCAGAAUCUGACAGAAUCCAACCUGUUUAUGACAGCACCACAAAAGACUGAGGACAAGCAAAGGUUUUCUGAGGCUUGGGCUAAAGUUUUGCAAUCUUUUGACACCCUAAGCUUCACUGCAGAGGAGGUCAAGGCCAUCUUGUCCGUGCUGGCGGCCAUCUAUCACCUGGGCAGUGCAGGUGCUACUAAAGGCCCAAACAACAAAGCCCAGUUUGCCAAGCCUGCAGCCUCGCAGAGAGCAGCCGCCCUGCUGGGUACCACAGUGGAGGAGCUGAGCAAGUCUAUUUUCUCUAGCGGGGGCUCGUCCACACUCACACGAAGCACCUCACUCAGGUGGCGGCCCAGCUACCUACCAUCUGAUGCCAACGCCACACCCCAGGAAUGUCUUGAAGGUUUUGUUGUCGGCCUCUACUCCGAUGUGUUCAGUGCUAUUGUCACACUCAUUAACAGGUCCCUAUCCUCCAAUGUUCGAGCACUAAACUCAGUGACCAUAGUGGACUGUCCAGGAUUCCAGAGCCUGCCUGUAGGAGGAGGGCGUAACUCUGGGGCCACCUUUGAAGACCUGUGCCACAACUACACCAACGAGAGGCUGCAGGCUUUUUUCCAUGAGGUUACCCUGUCCACCCCCCAGGACAGGUAUAGGGAGGAGGACAUAGAGCUGGAUGUUGAGAUGUUACCCACCAAUGUGUCUGGUAUAGUCAGUCUGUUAGACAAGCCACCACAGCAGGGACUUAUGAGAGCCACGUCUGGAGACAGCAAGAAUCCAGACAAGAAAGGUCUGCUGUGGAUCCUGGACGAGGAGGCCGUGUACCCUGGGGCCAGUGAGGACAGCUUCAUGGAGCGCCUGCUUCAGCACCACAGUGAGCAGCCUGUCAGAAAGGACAGCCUCCUGCGUAAAGGUUCACUGGGCCACACCUUUAUCCUGAACCACAACAUGGGCACCACCCCUGUACAGUACAACGCCCAGGGCUGGCUCAAGGCCUGCAGGGAGAACCCCAUGACCAGGAACGCCAGUCUGGUCCUUCAGGACUCCAAAAAACCCAAUUUGGCCCAGUUGUUUACAAGUUUGAAAGGUCAAAGUGCAGGCAUUGUCAGUGGGUCAGUUGUAGGUAUGGAAGGUUCCACUUCACUCAGGAGGGUAGGCAGCAUGAGGAGGACUUUCAUCUCAGGCCAAGCAGGUCUGAAGAAGAAAUCUGUUUGUCUGCAGGUCAAGUUUAAUGUGGACUCAAUACUGGACAUCCUGAAGAAGACCAACGUCCACUUCAUCCAUUGCAUCCUGCCCAACCAGAACGUGUCCCUGGGGGAGACGGACAACCUGAUGAACGUCCCCCUGGUCAGGAGCCAGCUGCGGGGCUUUGAGAUCCUGGAGGCCACCAGACUGUACCGCCAGGGGUUCCCUGACUCCAUGCUCUUCACAGACUUCAUCAACAAGUUCCGGCCCUUGGUGCCGGGGCUGAAGGGGGGCAACGGGGAGGGGGAGGAGAAGCUGAAUGUGAAUGCCAUCCUUGACCAUCUGGACAUAGACAAGCUCAGCUACCGUGUGGGACACACUAGGGUAUUUUUCCGCCCUGGCUGUCUGACCCAGCUGGACCUCAACAGAGAUGAGAAGUUUACUGGCAUCAUAGAGCAGUUCCAGGCACUGUGUCGGGGCUAUCUGGGCAGGAAGAAGAUGGAGAAAAUCAAGGUCCAGCACACAGCAAUACGUUGUAUACAGAGGAAUGUACGCAAGUACAUACAGAUCAGGGAGUGGGAGUGGUGGAGGCUGUACACAAAAGUGAAACCUAUUUUAAAUGUACACAGGACAGAGGAGGAACUCAAGGAAAAGGAGGCUGAGAUAGAACUGCUGAAAGCCCGCAAUGAGAAGCUGGAGAAAGAGAGGGCUGAGUACAAGACACAGUGUGAUAAACUGGAGAACAGGUUGGCAGAAGUGAGUGCAGAUCUAGCAGAAGAGAACACCACAUCCACUGAGGCAGCCGAGCUGCUGGAGGCGGAGUCUGCUGAGAGGAUGCGACUGGAGAAAGAGUUCAAAGACCUGCAGAGCAAGUUCACAGCCAGCAAGAGACAGAUAGAGAAACUUCAGAUGGAGCUGAUGCAGACAAGGUUGUGGCAGGCAGAGGCUGUUGAGGAUGAGCAGGAGGGGGAGAGAGAAGAAGAUUCAGUGUACAAACCAAGAUACGAGAGGGCAAUGAAGGAGCUCCAGAUCACCAAGAAACAGAUGCAGCAACACCAUGAGGAGGAGAUGGAGCAGGAGCUUCAGUCUCGCAAGUUGAUAGAGAAAAGGCUUCACGAGGCCGUGGCUGAAGCAGAAGAACAGCGUCGUCAGGUGCAGGUUGCCAAGAAAAAGUCCCAACGCCUGACAGCAGAGAUGCAGGACAUGAAGCUCCACCUGGAGGAACAAAUGGCCAGGAACAACGAGCUGGAGAGAAAACAGAGAAGGUUUGACAACGAGCUAAGUAUGGCCCAUGAAGACGCCAGAGAAGAGAAGGCCGCCAGAGAUAAACUACAGAGAGAAAAAGAUCAUUUGCUCUCAGAGAAGUACUCACUGGAGCAGAACCUGGAGCAUAGCAAGCAGGAGCUCCACAGCCUACAGGACAAGUGUGAGCGCCUGGAGAAGGAGAUGAACGACCUGCUGGUCACUGGCAAGGACAACAACGAGUCUAUCUCUACUGAGCAGGCUGUUAUCCUGAAGAGACAGAAGCACGAGCUGGAGGUCAAGCUCCAGGAACAGGAGGAGGAACUAGAUGACCAGGCUGGUCAGAUCCAGCAGCUAGAGCAGACCAAACUCCGUCUUGAGAUGAACCUAGAGAAGAGCAAACAGCAGCACUCAAAGGAGUUGGAGGAGAAGGAUGAGGAGAUGGAGGAGAUGAAGUACAAGACACAGAAGAAGCUGCGUCAACUGGAGGGACAGCUGGAGGAGGAGUACGAGCAGAAGAGGAGGAUACAGGAGGAGAAGGCCCAGCUGGAGAGACAGCUCCAGGCUUGUGGCAGCCGGGAGCCACAGAGGGACAGAGAAUCAGAAAAACGUCUGCGACGCAACCUGCGGAAGACGCGAGCCCUGCUCAAUGACGCUGGCGCUGCCCUGAUGAAGCAGAAGGACAUCGAGGGAGCCAAGGCACAACUGGUUGCCCUGCGCAACCAGCUGGAUGACUCUGAGUUUGCAUCUGCUGCAGCGGUCAAGGCCAAGAAGAGGAUGGAGCUAGAGAUGCAGGAGCUACAGCAGCAGAUUGAUGACCUGACACGUGCCAAACAAGAGGCUGAGUCUAAGUGCAUGCUGCUACUGAGGGAGAAGACAGACGUACAGAGCAGGCUGGAGGAGCUAGAGGAGGACAUGAACGAGGUCAUGAAGAAAUACAAGGCAUCAGUACAACAGCAAUCAGUUGAUCAGAUCACACUGACUGACCAGAUGGUCCAGAUAGAAGAACUGACCACAGAGAGAGACAGGUUCAAGCAGGAGGUGUCAGACCUCCAGUCCCGUGUCCAGACCUAUGAUGAGACCAUGGUGGACAAGCACAAGGUGGAGAGGCUGGAGACCAAGAUCAGGGACCUGGAGAGUAGGCUGGAACUGGAGACUACCACCAAACAGAGGCUGGAGGGCCAGGUGAGCCGACUGAAAGAACAGAUAGAACGUCUGACCACAGAGAAGGAGGACCUGAACUUGGCCAAGCUGUCAGCUGACGAGGCCAACAAGAGGACACAGAAACAGCUGCGAGAGCUGAGGGAGGAGUUCGGGGAGGUCCAGAAACGGGAGCUGGAGGCUGCACAGAAGAAGAAGGAGUUGGAAACGCGUGUAGAGGACCUGGAGUCUGAACAAGUCCAGCACCAGUCUGACCUCAAGCUGGCCCUCAAGAGGAUCACUGACCUGCAGGCAGCUCUGGAGGAGGACCUGGACAGUGACAGUGACGUCUUGCUCUCUGACAGUGAUGAUGACGAUGAUGGGUCCUCUGAUGAAGAAGCGUAUGUGGCCAACCAUAGAAAAGAAAAUGAUCAUCACACAAGGAAUUCUCAUGUAGCCAACACAGGUGAGGCCUAGCCCUAGAUGUCCAAGAGAAGACAACUCUAGUAUUUUUUUUCAUUUCCUACCAAACAACUGACGUGUUUGAACUGCAGUGACGGCCCUUGAGUCCCACUUGGUGGAUAUUCAGCUCUAUAAGCAGAUGGUCAUUUCUUGUAAGGGGAGAGCACUGGUUAAACAAAAGGGGAGAGAAUUCCUCAAUGGGAAGUAACCCAUGUGGGACUAUUUUUUUUUUCUCAGGAAGUUUAAUCAUAUCUGGUGCUAACAUUUUUUUUUUCCUGUAACUCCUGCGCUUGAUUAAAUAUGCUACAUCAAGUCGCAGGUUCGAAUUCCACUCAGGAUGCACUAACAAAUGAGACGAUGUGAAGGGGUUAACAAAAACGUCACUGGUAUAAUUCUCAUUCCUAAUGUUCAUGUUGUUUUGUUUUUUUUAAUUGACGAUUUAAUGUCAUUAUGAGCCAGAACUAACCAGCCUAAGGAACUCAUGGAGUUCUUGAAUGUUUCAUAUCACAAUAUAUUUUCUAUCUCUUGUAAGCCUGCUUGACUUAUUCAUCUCUUAUUGUUGUAGAUGUUCACUGUACACCUACUAUUGGACAUGUCCCAUUUUUUAAAAACUAUUGGUCGUUUUUUUUUUUGUUUCUUCAUGUAUGCUUUAGCCUGUGGUCAGUUGGGUGAAUGCCACUGGUCAGUUAUUCUGGCCAUUUGUCAGUGAUUUUGCGGUCAUUGAUUGUCAGCACCGUACGGUACUGUAUGACCCGUUGGUUAGUGCUUUUAUAAUAUGAAAUUGUUUUAAGAUAAUGAAGAAGUUGUUGAUUUUUUUUUUAUACUUGUAAUUGUUUUUUUCUAUAACUGAAAUAUUAUUUAUACUCAUUAUGUAUGGUGUAAACUUUAAGCCUAAUUUUUCUUGGAGGUAAAUAUUGCUGGGUAGAUUAUUUUUUUUCUGUUGAGAUAACCAAUAUACGUUUUGUAUGUUGGAAUCUAUGGGGUAACCAUGACAACAAGAGAGGAGAACCCCCUAGAGGGUUAAGUUUUUUCUUCUUCCAGGAUGUGCAAUAUUUAUGAUUUUUUUUUUUAAUUAAAAUUUUGGCAAGCCAAGAAGACGAAAUUGUGAUGUAGCUAUCAGCAUUAAUGAGACAGUGUUAAUUAGAUGUUAAUGAGGUAAAUUAGGCAAGUUUUCACCUGUAUUCCCCAUGUAACCAUAUCUACACCUGACAACUAGACAUAUCAGUCAUCUAAUCCAGACCUGACUUACAUACAUACAUCUAUUUGAUCUUUGAUUCUACUUAAGGCUACCUGUGGCUACAUGGCAUCCUGUGGCUGUAGUGGCUACAGGGCAUUCUGUGGCUACUGGCUACAAGUUAUUCACUGGUGAGGUAGUCUCUUAACUCAGAUAAAAAUUACUUAGUUAGAAACAUGUACAAAACUUAAUAAAGACCAGGGUGUUGAUUCUCUGG